AUGCUCUUAUCCGGAGAGUUGACGCAGGAGAAGCAGCAUGAACUCACUCCGAGGGAAAAGUUGGACAAAUGGAUGAUUAACGAAGGAUACCGGAAAGUCUUCGUCUUCGUCUUCGCCCUGGCGCACGCCCUCAUCUUCUCCUUCGGAUGCGUCCACUACUCGAUGAAGGAGUCGCUCAAGACGUCGAAUCAGCGAUUCCCCGUGACCUUCGUGGCCGCGCGUUCGUCGGCGCUGGUCCUCCACGUGGACGUCGGCAUCGUGCUCCUGCCCGUGUGCCGCACGCUCAUCUCUCUCCUGCGCCAGACGCCGCUCAACGGCGUGAUCCAGUUCGACAAGAACAUCACGUUCCACAAGACGACGGCCUGGUCCAUCGUCUUCUUCACCUGGGUGCACACGAUCGCGCACUGGAUCAACUUCGCGCAGGUGUCCCGCCAGUUCGGGCUGGGCGUCUACGGCUGGCUCCUGGCCAACUUCGCGUCGGGCCCCGGCUGGACCGGGUACGUGAUGCUGGUGGCGCUCAUGGGCAUGGUCCUGACGUCGGUGGAGAAGACGAGGCGGGCCAACUACGAGCGGUUCUGGUACACGCACCACCUCUUCAUCGUCUUCUUCGUCUUCUGGGCCAUCCACGGCGCCUUCUGCAUGAUCCAGCCCGACGUCGCGCCCUUCUGCGUCUCCAUCGGCUCGUCGGCCAUCGGCGUCUUCUGGCAGUACUGGACCUACGGCGGCUUCAUCUACCUGGCCGAGCGCAUCGCCCGCGAGGUCCGCGGCCGCCACAAGACGUACAUCUCAAAGGUCAUCCAGCACCCCAGCAACGUCUGCGAGAUCCAGAUCAAGAAGGAGAACACCAAGACCCGGGCCGGCCAGUACAUCUUCCUCUGCUGCCCGGCCGUCUCGCUCUGGCAGUACCACCCCUUCACCCUCACCAGCGCCCCCGAGGAGGACUACAUCUCGAUCCACAUGCGCUGCGUCGGCGACUUCACGAAGGAGGUCAGCAAGGCCCUCGGCUGCGACUGGGACAGCAAGGCCGGCGGCGCCAGCAAGGUCGUCGGCGUCGACGGCGACGGCGACGCCGCCGUCGACCCGGCCAUCCGCCGCGUCCUGCCCCGCGUCUACGUCGACGGCCCGUUCGGCUCCGCCUCGGAGGACGUCUUCAAGUACGAGGUGGCCGUCCUGGUCGGCGCCGGCAUCGGCGUCACCCCCUUCGCCUCCAUCCUCAAGAGCAUCUGGUACCGCCUCAACUACCCGGGCGCCCGCACCAGGCUCCGCAAGGUCUACUUCUUCUGGAUCUGCCGCGACUUCAGCUCCCUCGAGUGGUUCCGCUCCCUGCUCAUGGCCGUCGAGGCCCAGGAUGUCGACCACCGCAUCGAGAUCCACGCCUACCUCACCGCCAAGAUCAAGGCCGACGACGCCACCAACAUCAUGAUCAACGGCGCCGACGCCGACAAGGACGCCAUCACCGGCCUGCGCAGCCCAACCAACUUUGGCAGGCCCAACUGGGACAUGAUCUUUAGGGGUAUCAGGAAGAUCCACGCCCCCGCCGAGGCCGGCAUAUAUGGAUAA
Messenger RNA from Geosmithia morbida, 1560 nucleotides. RefSeq names its product NADPH oxidase 2. The transcript has 3 exons. Gene Ontology annotation, biological process: superoxide anion generation; defense response. The coding region runs from base 1 to 1560 and encodes 519 amino acids. The record is from RefSeq and is a predicted model, not a curated record. Gene Ontology annotation, cellular component: NADPH oxidase complex; plasma membrane. Gene Ontology annotation, molecular function: superoxide-generating NAD(P)H oxidase activity. Lineage: Eukaryota; Fungi; Ascomycota; Sordariomycetes; Hypocreales; Bionectriaceae.